Myiozetetes cayanensis is the source of this 1092-nucleotide messenger RNA. It is a transcript of the gene COMMD5, whose product is annotated as COMM domain containing 5. The transcript has 7 exons. Gene Ontology annotation, cellular component: nucleus. NCBI's taxonomy places the organism in Eukaryota, Metazoa, Chordata, Aves, Passeriformes, Tyrannidae. Bases 17 to 673 code for a protein of 218 amino acids. The record is from RefSeq and is a predicted model, not a curated record.
GGCGCACGGCGGGGCCAUGGCGGCCGCGGUGGGCCACGGGCUGGGCGAGGGUGGCGGCGGCCGCGGGUUCUUGGGCCCGCGGGUGCCCGCCGAGGUGGAGGCCAUGGCCCGCGCCCUGCAGGACCUGGGCAAGGACACGUUCCGGCGGCUCCUCAAAGUCACCAUUAAUGCACUGGAAGGAAAAGACUGCAAGGAAUCUGUCCAGCUGAUUGCAGAAAGUGCUAAUCUCUCAGAAGAGCAACUUGCUUUCCUCAUUUCUGGCAUGUAUACCCUUCUCCAAGAGGCAUUGAGACUCCCUGUAUCAACCUUCAAACAAGAAGCUUUUAAGGAAGACCUGAAGGAGCUCAGGAUACCAGAAGAUUUCAUUGUGGACUUUUCCAGUGUAGUCUUUGGUAACAGGCGUCCUGCUUCCGAAGGCACAGCUCUGCUACAAAGAAGUAGGCUACCAGGUAUCCAGGACUUCAAGUGGAGAGUGGAUGUAGCAAUAUCCACAAGUUCACUGGCCCGUGCACUUCAGCCAUCCAUUCUGAUGAUGAUGAAGCUUUCAGAUGGGACAGCUCAUCGCUUUGAAGUGCCAGUUGCAAAGUUUCAAGAAUUGAGAUACAAUGUUGCCCUUAUACUGAAGGAAAUGAAUGAUUUGGAGAAGAGGAGCAUACUGAAGAUCCAAGACUGAACACUUUUAAAUUGGGAGUUUAUGGAAGAGACCUGGAACCCUCAGCAUGUUUUGUGAAUAGUCAGAACAGGGGACCAUCACCACUUUGCCUGUAUGAACUUCAAUGUGACAUUUAUGAUGUCUACUGUAAAUAUUUUUUUUCAAUUCAAGUGUUUAAAAGCACAAGCUCUUUUUGUAAAACUUAGGAAAACCAGAAAAUAUAUCUGUGAAAAAACAUAAUGCUGUUUGCGAGCAUUUUGCAUGAUUCAUCAAAACAUUUUUCAAAUAACUGUCUUAAUAGAUGUAAGAGUCAUUUAUUUCUGAUUAUGAUUCAUCACUUUAAUUAUUUUUGAAAGUCUGCUACCGGAAGCCCCAGCAAUGUGUAUGUAUCAUAAGAAAGCUCUGCAAUACUUCAAAUAAAAAAUAAUACAACAAACCCA